Molecule: messenger RNA, 2112 nt
Organism: Mandrillus leucophaeus (drill)
Lineage: Eukaryota; Metazoa; Chordata; Mammalia; Primates; Cercopithecidae
Gene: FPGS
Product: folylpolyglutamate synthase
Exons: 15
Coding region: 6-1643 (545 amino acids)
Biological process (GO): tetrahydrofolylpolyglutamate biosynthetic process
Cellular component (GO): mitochondrion; cytosol; cytoplasm
Molecular function (GO): ATP binding; tetrahydrofolylpolyglutamate synthase activity
Source: RefSeq, a predicted model, not a curated record
CCAGCAUGGAGUACCAGGAUGCCGUGCGCAUGCUUAAUACCCUGCAGACCAAUGCCGGCUACCUGGAGCAGGUGAAGCGCCAGCGGGGUGACCCCCAGACACAGCUGGAAGCCAUGGAACUGUACCUGGCACGGAGUGGGCUGCAGGUGGAGGACUUGGACCGGCUGAACAUCAUCCACGUCACUGGGACGAAGGGGAAGGGCUCCACUUGUGCCUUCACGGAAUGUAUCCUCCGAAGCUAUGGCCUGAAAACGGGAUUCUUUAGCUCUCCCCACCUGGUGCAGGUUCGGGAGCGGAUCCGCAUCAACGGGCAGCCCAUCAGUCCCGAGCUCUUCACCAAGUACUUCUGGCGCCUCUACCACCGGCUGGAGGAGACCAAGGAUGGCAGCUGUGUCUCCAUGCCCCCCUACUUCCGCUUCCUGACACUCAUGGCCUUCCACGUCUUCCUCCAAGAGAAGGUGGACCUGGCAGUGGUGGAGGUGGGCAUUGGCGGGGCUUAUGACUGCACCAACAUCAUCAGGAAGCCUGUGGUGUGCGGCGUCUCUUCUCUUGGCAUCGACCACACCAGCCUCCUGGGGGACACGGUGGAGAAGAUCGCAUGGCAGAAAGGGGGCAUCUUUAAGCAAGGCGUCCCUGCCUUCACUGUGCUCCAACCUGAAGGUCCCCUGGCAGUGCUGAGGGACCGAGCCCAGCAGAUCUCAUGUCCUCUCUACCUGUGUCCGACGCUGGAGACCCUGGAGGAAGGGGGGCCGCCGCUGGCCCUGGGCCUGGACGGGGAGCACCAGCGGUCCAACGCCGCCUUGGCCUUGCAACUGGCCCACUGCUGGCUGCAGCGGCAGGACCGCCAUGGUGCUGGGGAGGUGAAGGCAUCCAGGCCGGGGCUCCUGUGGCAGCUGCCCCUGGCACCUGUGUUCCAGCCCACAUCCCACAUGCGGCUCGGGCUUCGGAACACGGAGUGGCUGGGGCGGACACAGGUGCUGCGGCGCGGGCCCCUUACCUGGUACCUGGACGGCGCGCACACCCCCAGCAGCGUGCAGGCCUGCGUGCGCUGGUUCCGCCAGGCGCUGCAGGGCCGAGAGAGGCCGAGCGGUGGGCCAGAGGUUCGAGUCUUGCUCUUCAAUGCUACCGGGGACCGGGACCCGGCGGCCUUGCUGAAACUGCUGCAGCCAUGCCAGUUUGACUAUGCCGUCUUCUGCCCCAACCUGACAGAGGUGUCAUCCACAGGCAAUGCAGACCAACAGAACUUCACGGUGACACUGGACCAGGUUCUGCUCCGCUGCCUGGAACACCAGCAGCACUGGAACCACCUGGACGAAGAGCAGGCCAGCCCGGACCUCUGGAGUGCCCCCAGCCCAGAGCCUGGUGGGCCCACAUCCCUACUGCUGGCGCCCCACCCACCCCACACCUGCAGCGCCAGCUCCCUCGUCUUCAGCUGUAUUUCACAUGCCUUGCAAUGGAUCAGCCAAGGCCGAGACCCUGUCUUCCAGCCACCCACUCCCCCAAAGGGCCUCCUCACCCACCCUGUGGCUCACAGUGGGGCCAGCGUACUCCAUGAGGCUGCUGCCAUCCAUGUGCUGGUCACUGGCAGCCUGCACCUGGUGGGUGGUGUCCUGAAGCUGCUGGAGCCUGCACUGUCCCAGUAACUGAGGCCCGGGGUUGGAGGUGGGAGCCUCCCACACCUGCCUGCGUUCUCCCCAUGAACUUACAUACUAGGUGCCUUUUGUUUUCUGCUUUCCUGGUUCUGUCUAGACUGGCCGAGGGAGCAGGGCUCUGGGAUGGGAGGCCAGGAGAGGAUGUCCUCUUUUCUAAGGCUCUGUGCCUUGGUCUCUCCUUCCUCCUGGCCGAGAUAGCGAGGGGCUCCCCGGGUCUCUCACUGUUGCAGUGGCCUGGCCGUUCAGCCUGUCUCCCCCCCAUACCCUGCCUGCCUCCUGGCUCAGGCCCAGCGUAUUGUAUGCACUGCCUGGCCAGGCCCUGGGUCCUGCCAUGUGCUGGGUGGUAGAUUUCCUCCUCCCAGUGCCUUCUGGGAAGGGAGAAGGCCUCUGCCUGGGACACCCUAGGACAGUGGGUGGCUGGAGUGAAUUAAAGCCUUUAACUUUGUUUUUUAAAGAAAUG